UCAAAUAACAGCCAUGUCUAGAUCAUGGACCAGACAGAAGAAAGGUUUUAAUCUGGUUGGGCUCAUAUACUGUAGGUGAAAUAUAUAUAUAUAGGAUACGACAUUCGAUAUUUGUUUUAAAGCAGAUAGUUUGUGACCCUACGCAUUUCAAAGAGGAAGCAAGAUGUUGAACGUUAUUACACGCUGAACAAUUGUCGGAACAUUUCUACUGGUUGAACCGUUAACUGCGGGUUUCCGAAACGAACUGUCGAACCCAAACCAGAUUGGAUGUGAUUUAAGCCCUAUUCUGGUGGGCGACAUUUGUAAAUACGAGCCAAAUGAUGUCCGGAAAGUAUUUCAAGGCUCAUGAAGUCAGUUGCUGUAUCAAAUAUUUCAUAUUUGGAUUCAAUAUAAUAUUUUGGUUACUUGGAGUGGCGUUCCUUGGCAUAGGGCUUUGGGCAUGGAGCGAGAAGGGUGUGCUCUCCAACAUCUCGUCCAUCACAGACCUGGGGGGCUUUGACCCCGUCUGGCUCUUCCUGGUGGUGGGAGGAGUUAUGUUUAUUCUUGGCUUUGCCGGCUGCAUCGGAGCACUGAGGGAGAACUCUUUCCUUCUCAAGUUUUUCUCUGUGUUCCUGGGGAUCAUCUUCUUCCUGGAGCUGACAGCUGGAGUCUUGGCCUUCGUCUUCAAGGACUGGAUAAAGGACCAGCUCAACUUCUUCAUUAACAACAACAUCCGGGCGUACCGGGAUGACAUUGACCUACAGAAUCUCAUAGAUUUCACCCAAGAAUACUGGGAGUGUUGUGGAGCCUUUGGGGCAGACGACUGGAACUUGAACAUCUACUUCAACUGCACUGAUUCCAACCCAAGUCGCGAGAAGUGUGGAGUCCCCUUUUCCUGCUGCACCAAAGACCCCGCAGAGGAUGUCAUUAACACCCAGUGUGGCUACGACAUUCGAGCUAAAGCGGACUCGGAGCAGAUGACCUUUAUCUACAUCAAAGGCUGUGUGCCUCAGUUUGAGAAGUGGCUUCAAGACAACCUGACAGUGGUGGCAGGGAUCUUCAUAGGAAUCGCUUUACUACAGAUUUUUGGGAUCUGUUUAGCACAGAAUCUAGUGAGCGACAUUGAAGUAGUGAGAGAGAGUUGUUUGUUUACCUGAAACACCUCAAGCAAACUAAAGGUUGUAACGAAGAUCUCUUGAGUUUUGCCACCUUCUAAAGGGAGACGAUCAGGACACUUGAGAAAUGUACAAAAUGAAGAGUCUCGCUGCUUCCUUUAUGCUCUGUAUAUAAUACUUUUGUAAGAAUUUGUUUUUAAAUGUCUCACUGAUGCAGUGUCAAACACUGCCUGGAAGGGUCAUGUACAAAGCCAUAUGUAUACAUAUGUGUAUAUAAGGGAGCCAGACAUAUGUAUCUAUAUGGCUCUGGUCAUGUACAGUAUAGAGCUGAGGUCGUUCUGUAAAUGCGCUGCAUGCCUAUUCAUAGGGCAUUCGUUCUCCUACCUGUAUUCUUUAUUGUUAUAAUGUCUGAUGUAUUGUACAGUAUAAGUCAGAUUCCCAGUAUGGAGUGAAUUGGCUGGGUAGCACUUUGCACACUUAUAAAGCCUGCAUAGCUGUAGCAGUAACAUGUAUUGUAAUGUCAUGCUAUACUGUGUUAAGUGUCACAAAUUAGUUUAGGGUCCCUAAACCAUUUUGUGAUACUUCACACAGUAUAGCAUGGCAUUACAAUAUCAUGCAGCAAUUUGGGAUCUUUAGUAAGUUACAUUUAAAUUAAUGACUGUGUUUUGUGAUGUCGUUGGUCAAAAAGUGACAUGAUGAACUAUCAUUAGGUAAUGUGCUUGGUGUCAUGUCAUGGCAGAAUUCAUCUAUGCUUCAUGAAGUUUGAGUCUCGUAAUUAAGUGUUCCAGUUUCUAAAGAGGGAACAAGUUUUAAAGAGAAUUAGUGUUGCUAAUACCACACACAUCCUGUCUAUUGACCAGCAAUAACUUCAAGAACCAUGAACUAACUCAAUUUCAACCACAAGUGUUGUAUUUCAUUGUUGUGUUCAAUAUAUAACAGUUGCCCCAUAAAGGUGAGGUAUCAAAACCCAACUAGGUUCUUUACUGAAUUUUGAUAGCCUUUUAGCUGUUAUUGAUUUAUUUCUCUGUUUUGUCAGAAUUUUUUCAACAGAAGAAUCCCAUGAGGCAAAAAUUUGGCAAAUGUCGUCUUAAUGGCAUCAUUUUGUGGUUGUAUGGUUGAGACUUCAUAGUUCCAGAUGCAAACGAACGGUCUCUGUUACAGUAUAACCAGGCAAUGACACCAAGAGGUCAUGGCAAAGAGUAAUAUUUUGGUUGUUACUUGGUCAGAUUAAGAGCGUUUAGGCCAGUAACUGAAAGGCCACUGAUUCGAAUCCUGAGCCGACUAGGUGAAAAGUAUAACCCUAACUGAUCUUCUAAAUUGCUCUGGGUAAGAGUGUCUGCUAAAUGAAUACAUUUUAAAUAAAAAGACAAUAACAAAACUUACUUAUGAAACCUGACCAUGUCAUCAAAAUGACAUUGCAACCAGUUUUGCCUGCUUGGAUGAGACUUCGCUGAUAUUCACCCACCUAAUGUUCCUGGCAGGCACACAGCACAUCACCAGCUGGUUAGCUUUCUGGAAGCAGAUGACAUUUGCACUCUCACCAGCAGAUUUUAAGAGGGAACUGAGAUAUUUGUAUUACAUCUAUGUGAGACCACAUUGUAUUGAUUGAAGUAGGGUUGUGGUCAAAACCAUUUAAAUUUAGAAUGACAUGACUUACAAUUCAAGAUAUUAAAAGUGCUAUUUUGAAUUUCAAUAAACUUUCUGAAUUGAAAUGGAGGUGACCACAACCAUGUAUUGAAGUGACCUCUGAUUUGAUCUCAAAUCUAGAUCCUCAAAAGACGUGCAAAAGCUACAUUAGACGCUGUGGCCCUUAUUUCCUAAGGCAAUAUUUGCAUUAGAGUAAAAAACAGUAGAUUGGUAAUAAUGUCUGGAAUGGAAUAAAUGGAAUGGUAUCAAACACAUUUAAUACCAUUCCAUUCACUCCAUUCCAGCGAUUAUUAUGAGCCGUCCUACCCUCAGCAGUCUCCACUGGUGUACACUCUAAGUACAUCUGGCCCUAUUUGGGGUAUACAGUAAGAAUAUCACAUAUUCUGUAAAAACCAACUUUUUGAUUUUCUUGGGGAUUGCAUGUAGUUUGUACUUUUCACAGCGCCAUCUCACAAAACACAAAAUCAAACAUUUUCCCUGUGCCAUAGGUGUGAUCAUGAUGUUCUGUACUUUCAUGUGUUUUAAAUCAUGUAAAUAACUGGAUAGUGAGAAGUUGUAAAUAUGUCAAAAUAAAUGUAUGCUGCUUUGUAUUAAA
Molecule: messenger RNA, 3336 nt
Organism: Oncorhynchus keta (chum salmon)
Lineage: Eukaryota; Metazoa; Chordata; Actinopteri; Salmoniformes; Salmonidae
Product: tetraspanin-5-like
Exons: 10
Coding region: 318-1136 (272 amino acids)
Biological process (GO): protein localization to plasma membrane; protein maturation; regulation of vascular endothelial growth factor signaling pathway
Cellular component (GO): membrane
Source: RefSeq, a predicted model, not a curated record